This is a messenger RNA of Gigantopelta aegis, 1614 nucleotides long. RefSeq names its product aldo-keto reductase family 1 member B10-like. Gene Ontology annotation, molecular function: aldose reductase (NADPH) activity. Bases 271 to 1218 code for a protein of 315 amino acids. Gene Ontology annotation, cellular component: cytosol. The record is from RefSeq and is a predicted model, not a curated record. Lineage: Eukaryota; Metazoa; Mollusca; Gastropoda; Neomphalida; Peltospiridae. The transcript has a single exon.
AGAAGUUUGGGAAAGAGACUAAAACAUCGUACCGAUAAUGAAAUGAACGUUACUGUUAAACAAAAGUAAUAUUGGUGGACAGUUCGAUUUUCGAUAGCUACGAGAUGGAUAAUCUUGCUCCGUUCACUUCUGUUAACUUUUUAAGUCAACCAUAAUUGAUACUUUUAAAUCUAAACUAAAGAUUUUGACGCUUUGUUAAUCUUUUUUUUUUCCUUUUUGAAAUCCUGAACGAAACAAAAACUGACCCUCCUAAAUCCGGACUCAACCAAAAUGGGUUAUAUUUUAUUGCGCAACUGUGCGAAAAUGCCCAUAGUUGGAAUUGGAACGUAUAUGUUAAAAGGUGAUGUUCUUAAACAGGCUUUGGAUUUUGCAAUAUUUAAGGGGUACAGACACAUUGACACGGCACUGAGUUACGGAAACGAGUCUGAAAUUGGAGAGGUUGUUGCGGACAGGCUAAAAAACGGGACACUUCGUAGAAAGGAUUUAUUCGUGACCACGAAGGUGCCACCGGUUUAUCUCGCCCCACCUUUCGUUGCCCAGAGUGUGGAGAUGUCACUGGAGAACUUAAAGAUGCAAUAUGUUGACAUGGUGCUGAUUCACAGCCCGUGGGGGUGCAUCAAUCGCGGAGAUGGGCAGCUGAGACCCAUCAACCAAAAAGGUGAGCGAGUGAUGGAACAUUAUGAUCUGCUUGAAACAUGGAAAGCAUUUGAAUCUGUCUACAAUAACAAACUCGCCAAGAAUAUUGGCGUAUCGAACUUUACAGCCAACCAGAUAGAGCGAAUUUGUCAGAAGGCCAUAAUUAUACCGUCCAAUCUACAGACAGAAUGUCAUGUCUAUUUACAACAACGGCGGUUGCGUCUUUAUUGUGCAUCAAGGGGGAUAGUUGUUAGUGCAUAUGCCCCGCUUGGGGCACCAGCAUCUCCUUACAGAGACAAGCAACAUCCUCUUCUGUUAGAAGAUCAUGUGGUUGAACAGUUAGCUAGAAAAUACAAAAAGAGUGCAGCUCAGAUUCUUUUGAACUUUCUUAUCAACAACAACAUCCCAGUUUUACCAAAGAGCCAGAAUCAAAAUCGUCUGCGUGAGAACUUGGACGUUAUUGAUUGGACCAUGUCACCCGAAGAUACAAAACUGCUGUUAGAUUUAGACUGCGGUGUAAAAUACUUCAUGUUUGAUUGGGCAAAGAGACAUCCUGAAUAUUUUGAAAAUGAGCCUUUUUGAAAGUUUGGCGUGUCUUCCUAACACUGGCUCCCAUCAGUCACCCCCCCCCCCCCCCUCCCCACCAUGUUAAAUUAUAUUUUCCUGUCACCACAUAAGACGACUCCGACAAUGUGGUUGGUCCCAUGUACCCCCCCACCCCCAAUAUAAAAUCCUAUUCCAGUGCUUCCUGACCAAGACCCAAUAAAAACAAAAAGUACAUUUUUAGCAGAAAACAUUGUUUUAUUCAAUAUUUCCAUUAACUUUGUUACAGUACUGUAACUAAAAUAUAUAAAAAUAUUUAUGCACAAUUUUUAUAUCAUCAAGAUAAGCAGUGUAAUCAACAUUGUACAAGACACAAAAAACAGAAUGGUAUUAAAUGUAUUAAAUGAGGAGAGAAAAGGAAUCCACUCUGGAACA